CAAAAUGUUAAUUUACAUCUGUCAGGUUUUAUACGUCUUGAAUGUUUGUUUAGCAUUUCUCAUCACGGGUUUUGGUUUUUCUAUUUUCUUGUUAGAAAUAAAACUCUGGUUAAUGACCAUCAAGAAAAUCCAAGAAAAGUUUCCAAGGAAGAAUAAAGAAAAGAAGAAAGAAAUGAAUGAAUGUGCCUUUUUGGACAAUCAGCAAUCUUAGAAGAUGUCCAUAUCCCAAUUAGGAAAUAAUGACACUAUGCAUUUAUCUACUCGAAUUCGAUAAAGGUGGGGAAAUGGUGUAAGAUGACUCUCUUGAGUCUCAACAAAAUAGCCCCAUAAUUAGAACAGCAUAGUUCUUGUUUUUAAAGUUCUUUCAAACACGGGUUCAUCAUCAAGAUUAUGUUUGUUUGAAUUUUCUUUGUCUUAGGCUGUUCAGCAUUUCAUUUUCUAGGAUAUCACCGUUUUGUACUGGAUUUCCUGAAUUUCAAUUGGUUGGACGGAACCGGGAUUUAGGGGUUGGUUUGAAGGUGAAGUAGAAGUGGGGACGAUCGAGGGAGCGCCUCGAGAUAUCAAGUCUACUGUGUUUAGGCUUCCUAACAUCAUGACUUGUUAAUUGAAUUUAGUUAAUUCCGCUCUAAUGACAUCAGUUUAUCCGCAAAUAUUUUUACUUAAUUUUUGCAAUCACUUUCACAAGUGUCUUAGUGAGAAGGGGUAAGAAUUGCUUAAGCAUAAUCCUUUUGUUAUAAUGCGAUUAAUUUAUAGUUACUUGAUUAUGGCCUUAUUGAAAAAUAUAAAGAAAUCCAGCAGGCUUUUGUAUUUUUUCCCUUUGAAUCCUGUGACUUGUUAAAAGUUUGGUCCAGGAGAAGGUGUGGCUUAAAAUUGGCAUCUAUGAUUCAUUGGUCCUUUUUGUGAAUUAAAGUAGUCCAUUUAUUUUCAAGCAAGUUGAUCUACGUGAAAAAUAAAAAAUAAAUAACAAAAUUUGUUACUCAUACUUUCUUUGUCUAUUGGGAUAUAUUUAUGCUAUUGAAAAUUUUGAUUGUUUUUUCUUUCUGGAGGCACAUCCAUAGAGUAGAUUAAGAUGAUUUGCUUGUUAUUUGAACAUCUAUGAUAUCAUCUUGCAGUUCAUUGAACAUGCAGUUAUGCCAUCAUAGUAUAAGCCGAUCUCAAGAAGUUUUGAACGCUUAAUAAGUCUCAUUUUGACAAUUGGGGUAUCUGAAGAACUUCCGUCAGCUCCAACUUAUUAUUGUGAGAACUGCUACCUGCUUUGAUGGGCUGCUUUUAUUCUAAAAAUCCACAGCCAAUCCCGGGUUAUGAGGACCCUACUAUUCUUGCAUCCGAGACGCCCUGUGAGUAUUCAGAAUUCACAGUGAGUGAAGUUGAGGCAUUGUAUGAACUAUUUAAGAAAAUAAGCAGCUCAAUAAUCGAUGAUGGUCUCAUUCACAAGGAAGAGUUCGAGCUAGCACUCUUUAGGAAAAGAAACUGGAGAAAUCUGUUUGCAGAUAGGAUAUUUGAUUUAUUUGAUUACAAACGUAAUGGAGUGAUUGAAUUUGGAGAAUUCGUUCGAUCAUUAGGUGUGUUUCAUCCCAACGCACCAACUGCCGACAAAGUUGCCUCUGCAUUUAGAUUGUAUGAUCUAAGGCGCACUGGAUAUAUUGAGAGAGAAGAGUUGUACGAGAUGGUAUUGGCACUAUUGCACGAAUCAGAUGUUGUAGUUUUAGAUGAUGAGGUUGAAAUGAUUGUUGACAAGACAUUCAGUGAAGCUGAUACCAAAGGUGAUGGAAGGAUUGAUCCAGAAGAGUGGAAAGAAUUUGUAUCAAAAAAUCCAUCUCUUAUAAAGAAUAUGACUCUUCCAUAUCUAAAGGAUAUAACAUUAGCAUUUCCUAGCUUCGUGCUGCGCACUGAAGUCGAAGACUCAGAAACGUAGUGUCGUGGUUAGGCCAAAAUAAUUAAUCAAGAGUCUCGUCUACCAAUCUUCAAAAGCAACAUCCUUUUAGAAGAAAAAGAUUCAGUUGAUGCAGUAAGAAGAAAUUACAUCAAGAAAGAAUUGAAGAAUCGAGUAAAAUCUUCGUUCAGUUUGCGUGCUGGUUCUUAGAAUAUUGAUGCAAAUCAAGUGUAUGAAAGCAAAGGUUUGCAUAAUUAGACGAGUUAUGUUGUGUAGUCUAGAUUUCUGAGAUAGCAGUAGUUUUCACUGUUCGAAUACCUUGAUUCCGUGUUUGAUUUUAACUAUGUACUUUCACCCUAUCGAAGAAAUUGGAUAUUCGAAUAUAGCAUCAUUUAUCCUGGAGGAAAA
Olea europaea var. sylvestris is the source of this 2281-nucleotide messenger RNA. RefSeq names its product calcineurin B-like protein 7. The coding region runs from base 1259 to 1915 and encodes 218 amino acids. Gene Ontology annotation, biological process: calcium-mediated signaling. Lineage: Eukaryota; Viridiplantae; Streptophyta; Magnoliopsida; Lamiales; Oleaceae. The transcript is spliced from 8 exons. Gene Ontology annotation, molecular function: calcium ion binding; kinase binding. The record is from RefSeq and is a predicted model, not a curated record.